This is a messenger RNA of Cyprinus carpio (common carp), 15550 nucleotides long. RefSeq names its product ryanodine receptor 3-like. Gene Ontology annotation, cellular component: calcium channel complex; smooth endoplasmic reticulum; sarcolemma. Gene Ontology annotation, biological process: intracellular calcium ion homeostasis; calcium ion transmembrane transport. The record is from RefSeq and is a predicted model, not a curated record. Bases 213 to 15062 code for a protein of 4949 amino acids. The transcript has 103 exons. Lineage: Eukaryota; Metazoa; Chordata; Actinopteri; Cypriniformes; Cyprinidae. Gene Ontology annotation, molecular function: ryanodine-sensitive calcium-release channel activity; calcium ion binding; protein binding.
AGAUGCGAUCGUCCUCGUGACGGAGCUCCACUGGCACUGAGAGCGGGAGCGCUCGUGUCAGAGACUGACAGCAGCGGCAGUGGGCUUGCCCGCUCUCCCCUAUAUGGCUGUGGAUGGAGCGAUAUGCUAAUAUCGGCAGGACAGGAGAAGCACCGCUCCGCUGCCUGCUGUCAGUGGUGGCUUUCGGAGUCUAGGCAGGCUCUUCUACAGCCAUGGCCGAAGGUGGUGAAGGGGAAGAUGAGGUUCAGUUCUUACGAACUGAUGAUGAGGUGGUACUGCAGUGUGUCGCCGCCAUUCAGAAGGAGAAUUGCAAAUUCUGCCUAUCAGCAGAGGGACUCGGCAACCGCCUGUGUUAUCUAGAGCCCACAUCAGAGGCGAAGUACUUUCCUCCUGACCUAUGCAUCUGUAACUUUGUGCUGGAGCAGUCGCUCUCAGUGCGGGCUCUACAGGAGAUGCUCGCCGGGCAGAACGGUGAAGGAAAUCCUGAUCAUGAGCAUUGGGCAGCACAGGGAGGUGGACAUCGGACACUGCUUUACGGUCACGCCAUCCUCCUUAGGCAUUCCUUCAGUGGAAUGUAUCUGACUUGCCUGAAGACUUCCAGGUCUCUGACAGACAAACUUUCUUUUGAUGUUGGCCUUCAAGAGGAUUCAACUGGGGAAGCUUGUUGGUGGACAAUUCACCCGGCAUCCAAGCAGCGGUCAGAGGGUGAGAAGGUGCGCAUUGGAGAUGACCUCAUCUUGGUCAGCGUAUCCUCUGAGAGGUACCUGCACCUCUCCAUCUCCAAUGGAAGCAUACAAGUGGAUGCCUCAUUCAUGCAAACACUGUGGAACGUUCAGCCUACCUGCUCCAGAAGCAAUUUGGAAGUGGGAUUUCUUUUGGGUGGUCAUGUGAUACGGUUGUUCCGUGGCCACGACGAGAGUCUCACCAUACCAGGAUCCGAGCAAAGCCAAGAGCAACAGAGAGUGGUGAACUAUGAGACCGGCAAAGGAGGGUCCAAGGCCAGGUCUUUGUGGAGACUGGAGCCUCUUCGAAUAAGCUGGAGCGGGAGUCACAUCAGAUGGGGUCAGCCCUUCCGCCUCCGCCAUCUCUCCACCGGCUACUAUCUGGGCCAGACAGAGGACCAGGGCCUGAUACUGCUGGACAGAGAGAAGUCUGACACCACUGCAACAGCCUUCUGUUUCCGGUCAAGCAAGGAAAAGAUUGACUCCGGCCCAAAGCGUGAUAUUGAUGGUAUGGGGGUCGCAGAGAUCAAAUACGGCGAUUCGGUCUGCUUCAUCAUGCAUGUGUCCACGGGCCUGUGGUUGUCCUACCUGGCGCCUGAUGCCAAAACUUCUCGCCUGGGACCACUGAAGAGAAGGGCUGUCCUGUCUCCUGAGGGCCAUAUGGAUGACGGGCUGACUCUGCAGCUUUGCCAGCACGAGGAGUCCCGGGCGGCUCGCAUCAUUCGUAAUACCACCCGCCUCUUCACUCAGUUCAUCAGAGGUCUGGAUGGUUUGAAUGGGGAGAAAACAACAGAGGUGACACUGCCUGUGUGUGAAGUGCUGCAGACACUCGAUGACCUCAUUGUGUACUUCCAGCAGCCUGACUCUGAACUCGAACAUGAGGAGAAACAGAGGCAGCUCCGAUCUCUCAUCAAGCGCCAAGAUCUCUUCAAAGAAGAGGGAAUGCUAACCCUGGUCUCGCACUGCAUCGAUCGCCUAAAUGUGUACAACAGUGCCGCUGAGUUUGAGGAGUUAGCAGGCGAAGAGGCCGGAGAGGCGUGGAAGGACAUUCUCAACCUCCUCUAUGAGCUUCUGGCCGCUCUGAUUCGAGGCAACAGGACCAACUGCACACAGUUCUCUCGCAAGCUGGAUUGGCUAGUCAGCAAGCUAGAGCGACUGGAGUCCUCAUCAGGCAUUUUAGAGGUGCUUCAUUGUAUCCUAAUCGAGAGUCCAGAAUCUCUGAACAUCAUCCAGAAGGCCCACAUCAAAUCUAUUAUUUCUCUGCUGUACAAGCAUGGACGCAACCACAAGAUUCUAGAUGUUCUCUGUUCCCUGUGUGUCUGCAAUGGUGUGGCUGUGAGAGCCAAUCAGAAUUUCAUCUGUGACCACCUGCUUCCCAGGAGAGACCUUCUGCUCCAGACACGAUUGAUCAAUGAUGUCCAAAGUAUAAGACCCAACAUCUUCCUGGGCAUUAGUGAGGGCUCGGCACAGUAUAAGAAAUGGUACUUUGAGCUGAUCAUUGAUCAAGUAGACCACUAUGUGACCAAUGAGCCCACCCACCUUCGUGUUGGCUGGGCCACCACCAAAGGCUACGCCCCCUAUCCUGGGGGUGGAGAGGGCUGGGGAGGAAAUGGUGUGGGUGAUGAUCUUUACUCCUAUGGUUUUGAUGGACUUCAUCUGUGGUCAGGGCGAAUCCCACGGGCCGUGGCCUCUAUUAACCAGCACUUGCUGAAUUCAGAUGAUGUUGUGAGCUGUUGUCUUGAUCUCGGAGCCCCUAGCAUGUCUUUCCGUAUUAACGGUCAGCCUGUUCAAGGCAUGUUUGAAGACUUCAACAUAGAUGGCUUCUUCUUUCCCGUCAUCAGUUUCUCUGCAGGGGUCAAGGUCCGUUUUUUGUUGGGUGGUCGCCAUGGAGACUUUAAGUUCCUGCCUCCAGCAGGCUAUGCGCCAUGUUAUGAAGCCCUGCUUCCCAAAGAAAAUAUGCGUGUGGAGCCUGUGAAGGAGUAUAAAAGAGACCUGGAGGGAGUAAGAGAUAUGCUGGGCACCACAGAGUUCCUGUCCCAGGCUUCCUUCAUUCCUGUUCCUGUUGACACCAGCCAGAUUGUCCUGCCUCCGCAUCUGGAAAAUGUGCGGGACAAGUUAGCUGAGAACAUCCAUGAGCUCUGGGGCAUGAACAAAAUAGAGCUUGGCUGGAUGUAUGGCAAGGUCCGAGAUGACAACAAGAGACAGCACCCUUGUCUUGUUGACUUCUCUAAACUGCCAGAAACAGAAAAGAAUUAUAACCUGCAAAUGUCAACUGAAACUUUGAAGACCCUGCUUGCUUUGGGAUGCCAUGUUGCACAAGUCAAUAUGAAUGCUGAAGACGACCUGAAAAAAACGAAACUCCCCAAGAACUACAUGAUGGCAAAUGGUUACAAACCUACACCACUGGACCUCUCUGAUGUGAAAUUGACACCUGGUCAAGAGGUUCUAGUUGAUAAAAUGGCUGAAAAUGCUCAUAAUGUUUGGGCUAAAGAUCGCAUAAAACAAGGAUGGACCUAUGGUAUUCAGCAGGAUUUGAAAAACCGUCGUAAUCCUCGUCUGGUGCCAUAUGCUUUAUUAGACGAACGCACUAAGAAAUCAAACAGAGACAGUCUUCGAGAGGCCAUCCGUACUCUGGUUGGAUAUGGAUAUUUCAUAGACCCACCUGAUCAAGAGACUGCUCACACAGAGAAGGAAGGCAUUGAAUCCUUCCGUCUCUUCCGUGUGGAGAAGACCUACGCUGUGAAGACAGGGAAGUGGUAUUUUGAGUUUGAGGCGCUUACUGGAGGUGACAUGCGGGUGGGCUGGGCACGGCCCGGAUGCAGACCUGAUAAAGAACUAGGACUAGAUGACCAGUCCUUCGUCUUUGAUGGCUACAGGGGCCGCCGGGUUCAUAUGGGCAGUCAUUUCUUUGGGAGGACGUGGAAUAAAGGAGAUGUGGUGGGCUGCAUGAUCAACAUGGAGGACAAAUCCAUGAUAUUCACCCUGAAUGGAGAGAUCUUAAUCACCAACAAGGGCUCUGAGCUCUGCUUUGCCGACUUUGAAACUGAAGAUGGAUUCAUCCCAGUGUGCAGCCUGGGUCUUUCCCAAAUUGGCCGCAUGAAUUUAGGAAAAGACGCUAGUUCUUUUAAGUACUACACUAUGUGUGGCCUUCAGGAGGGCUUUGAACCCUUUGCUGUCAACAUGAAUCGAGAGAUCACCAUGUGGUUCAGCAAACGCCUGCCUACAUUUGUUAAUGUACCAGAGGACCAUCCCCAUAUUGAGGUUACUAGAAUAGAUGGGACUGUGGACACACCUCCAUGUCUAAAGGUAACACACAAGACAUAUGGGACCCAGACCAGCAAUGAUGACAUGGUCUGUUGUCGUCUAAGCAUGCCUGUUGAGUUCCACUCUGGCCCUUGGAAGACAACUGAUAUCAAUGAGGUGAUCGCUGAGGACCAAAGAGCCAAGAAGGAUGAUGGAGGCAAGAUUGAUUAUGGCAGCAUUACAAAGCACUUCUACUCUGUGAGAGUGUUUGCUGGACAAGAUCCAUCGUCUGUUUGGGUGGGCUGGGUGACACCAGACUACCACUACUACAGCAAAUACUUCAGCCUCAGCACAGUUCGCACCGUCACUGUAACACUGGGAGAUGAGCGGGGACGUGUUCACGAGAGUGUGAGGAGGAGUAAUUGUUACAUGGUCUGCGCUGGUGAUGUUGUCAGCGGCUCCACAGGCCGUAGUAACACUGAUCUGGAGAUUGGGUGCUGCAUAGACCUGGCCUCAGGCCUGGUGUCUUUCACUGCCAAUGGCAGAAAUCUGCCUACUGCAUACCAGGUUGAGCCUAACACUAAGCUCUUCCCUGCUGUGUUUGUUCAACCCACGAGUCCCAACCUCUUCCAGUUUGAGUUUCCAAAAAUCCCAGAUGCAAUGCCCCUGUGUUCAGCCAUCUUUAAGAGUUUACAAAGAAACCCAGAGCCCCAGUGUCCUCCUCGGCUGGAUGUGCAGACACUUGUGUCUGUGCUGUGGAGCAGAAUGCCCAACACCUUCCUGUCGGUGGAGACGGCCCGUGUGAGUGAGCGGCAUGGCUGGGUGGUGCAAUGUCUAGAGCCCUUGCAGAUGAUGGCUGUUCAUAUACCAGAGGAGAACAGGUGUAUCGACAUCAUGGAACUAUCAGAAAAUGAAGAUCUACGGCAGUUCCACUAUCACACUUUAAAGCUCUUCUGUGCCCUAUGCGCCCUGGGCAACACCCGUGUUGCACACGCCCUCUGUAGCCAUCUUGACCAAUCACAGCUCUUAUACACCAUUGAUAAUCAGUACCUGUCUGGUCAACUGCGUGAAGGCUUUUACAAUGUCCUCAUCAGCAUUCACCUGGAGACGGCCAAAGAGGCCCAUUUCAUGAUGAACAAUGAGUUUAUAAUCCCAGUAACGGACGAGACGAGGAGCAUCCGCCUCUUCCCUGACGACUCUAAGCGUCACUCUCUUCCUGGCGUAGGCUUGAGCACUUCACUUGCCCCUAGUUUCAACUUCACCCCUCCAUGUUUCAUUACCCUCAAGCGCGAUCAGCCUCUCCUCAGCCCGCAGAUCCCCCUGGGUAUCCUCAAGGAGAAAGCCAUCAGCAUGCUUACGGAAGCCGUGCAGGGCGGAGGCGCCCACAUUCGAGAUCCUGUGGGCGGAAGCGUUGAGUAUCAGUUUGUGCCGAUUCUCAAGCUUAUUGGCACCCUGUUGAUAAUGGGGGCGCUGACCAGCGAGGAGGUGAGGACCAUCCUGCUUCUCAUUGACCCCAGUGUGUUUGGGGACCGUAAGGAGGAGGAACAGACAGCAGUGGCAGAACAGGGAGCCGAGAAAGAGGAAGCCACCAGUAAUGAAGAGAAGGCUGUGGAGGCUGGGGAGGAAGAGAGUAAAGAGGCCAAGCAGCCUCCUAAAGGUCUACUGGAGAAAAGCUUGCCUGAAUCAGUCAAACGGCAGAUGUGUGAACUGCUGCACUAUUUCUGUGACUGUGAGCUGAAGCAGCGCAUUGAGGCUAUAGUGGCCUUCUCAGAUGAUUUUGUGUCCAAGCUGCAAUACAAUCAAAAGUUCCGCUACAACGAGUUGAUGCAAGCCCUCAACAUGUCAGCUGCUGUCACUGCCAAGAAGACAAGAGAGUUUCGUUCACCUCCCCAAGAGCAGAUAAAUAUGUUGUUGAACUUCAGUGCUGGUGAUGAUUGCACCUGCCCUGAGGAGCUGCAAGAGGAGCUUCAAAACUUCCAUGAUGACCUGCGACUGCAUUGUGGCAUCCCUAUGGAGGAGGAAGAGGAGGAGCAGGACACAUCUCUUAAAGGCCGCCUAAUGUCCCUGGUAUACAAGAUUAAAGGUCGUCCCCAAAAAACUGAGGAAAAACCAACUGAGCAAGAACAGGCUGCUCCUACUAACUUGAAGGAGCUGAUAUCACAGACUAUGGUCACAUGGGCUCAGGAGUGCAAGAUCCAAGACCCAGAACUGGUCCGCAGCAUGUUCAGCCUUUUGAGAAGGCAGUAUGAUGGCAUCGGUGAGCUGCUCAGGGCCUUGAGGAAGAGCUACACUGUCAGUGCCAAGUCUGUAGGGGACGCGAUCAACCUGCUGGCCUCACUGGGCCAGAUCCGUUCACUACUUAGCGUCCGCAUGGGGGAAGAGGAGGGCCAGCUCAUGAUCGAUGGCCUGGGGGACAUCAUGAACAACAAAGUGUUUUACCAGCAUCCAAAUCUGAUGCGUGUUCUUGGCAUGCAUGAGACAGUAAUGGAGGUCAUGGUCAAUGUGCUGGGAGGAGACAAGAAUAAGGAGAUUGCCUUCCCCAAGAUGGUGGCCAGCUGUUGUCGCUUCCUGUGCUACUUCUGUCGCAUCAGCCGUCAGAACCAGAAGGCUAUGUUUGACCACCUGAGCUACCUCCUGGAGAACAGCAGUGUGGGGCUGGCAUGCCCAACCAUGAGAGGCUCCACACCUUUAGAUGUGGCUGCCUCCUCUGUAAUGGACAACAACAGUUUAGCCCUGGCACUUGAAGAACCUGAUCUUGAGAAGGUGGUGACAUAUCUGGCAGGCUGUGGCUUACAGAACUGCUCAAUGCUCAUUGCCAGGGGAUACCCAGAUAUCGGCUGGAACCCAAUAGAAGGAGAACGCUAUUUGUCCUUCCUACGGUUUGCUGUCUUUGUCAAUGGUGAAAGUGUUGAAGAGAACGCAAAUGUAGUGGUGAAGCUUUUGAUCAGGCGUCCGGAGUGCUUUGGACCUGCUCUCAGAGGAGAGGGAGGGCAAGGUUUACUCGCUGCCAUGAAGGAAGCCAUCAAAAUCUCAGAAGAUCCUGCUUUAGAUCUGCCUAAUUUACCCGAGGGGGCUGCACCCACCGUUGGAGAGCAUGAAGAGGAGGAGGAGGUUGCCCACAUGGGCAACUCUAUUAUGUCCUUCUACUCAGCCCUUAUUGAUCUUUUGGGUCGCUGUGCACCUGAGAUGCAUCUUAUAAACAAAGGCAAAGGUGAAGCACUGCGUAUCCGUGCCAUCCUCCGUUCCUUAGUUCCCACUAAUGAUUUGGUUGGAAUUAUCAGUAUUCCACUCAAAAUACCGGUCGUCAAUAAAGAUGGCACUGUGACAGAGCCAGAUAUGAAUGCCAGCUUCUGUCCGGAGCACAAGGCUCCCAUGGUGCUUUUCCUGGACCGUGUCUAUGGUAUUGACGACCAAAGCUUCUUGAUGCACCUGCUGGAGGUGGGCUUCCUGCCAGACCUGCGAGCAUCAGCCUCCCUGGACUCGGAGGUGCUCAGAUCCACAGAGACAGCCCUGGCCAUGAACCGCUACAUUGGAUCUGCAGUGCUUCCUCUAUUGACCCGCUGUGCUCAUCUGUUCGCUCACACUGAGCACUAUGCAAUGCUCGUUGACUCCACGUUGCACACUAUCUAUCGCCUCUCAAAGGGCCGAUCACUCACCAAGGCCCAGAGAGAUGCUAUUGAUGAAUGUCUACUGGCCAUCUGCAUGCAUCUGCGGCCAUCAAUGCUACAGCAGCUGUUGCGUCGUCUUGUAUUUGAUGUCCCACAGCUUACAGAGUACUGCAAGAUGCCCAUUAAGCUUUUAACCAAUCACUAUGAGCAGAACUGGAAGUACUACUGUCUGCCAACAGGCCUUGGCAGCUAUGGAAUGGCAUCAGAGGAGGAACUCCACCUCACCAAGAAACUCUUCUGGGGACUUUUUGAUGCUCUUUCUCAAAAGAAAUAUGAUGCAGAGCUUUUCAAAAUGGCCAUGCCGUGUCUGAGUGCCAUAGCUGGUGCCAUACCACCUGACUACGUGGACUCCAGUCCAGGUUCCACAUUAGUUAAGCAGGCCUCUGUGGAUGCGCAAGGCAACUUCGACCCCGUGCCUAUUAACACUGCUAACAUCUCGCUGCCUGAAAAGCUAGAUUACAUUGCAAGCAAGUUUGCUGACCAUACCCAUGAGAAAUGGUCCUCUGAGAAGAUCGCUCUUGGCUGGACUGUGGGAGAUAAAGUAGAUGACAAAGCUAAAACUCAUCCACUUCUGAAACCGUACAAAGCACUGAGUGAAAAGGAAAGGGAGACUUACCGCUAUCCUGUGAAAGACACUCUAAAGACCAUGUUGGCAAUGGGAUGGAACAUUGAGAGGACCAAAGAAGGAGAGGCCAUGUUCCAGCAAAGGGAAACAGAGAAACAGCGCAAGAUAUCAGAGUCCUCACAGGGUGAGUUUAUUCCAGCCCCACAAGAUUUGGAAAAUGUUAUUCUAUCAAGAGAACUACAGGCGAUGGUUGAAACAGUUGCAGAAAAUUACCACAACAUUUGGGCAAAGAAGAAGAAAAAGGAACUUGACAGUAAAGGAGGAGGAAGUCAUCCAUUGUUGGUACCAUACGACACGCUGACAGCAAAGGAGAAGUACAGAGAUCGAGAGAAGGCCCAGGAACUCUUUAAAUUCCUGCAGGUCAAUGGAUACGCCAUCAGCAGAGGUCAGAAGGACAUGGAGCAGGAUUCCUCUUCUAUGGAAAAGAGGAUCGCCUAUAAGUUCCUCAAGAGGCUUUUGAAUUAUGUAGAUUCUGCACAGGAGUUUAUCGCUCAUCUUGAGGCUAUGGCUACCAGUGGGAAGACAGAAAAAUCUCCCCAUGAUCAAGAAAUCAAGUUUUUUGCUAAGGUUCUGCUGCCCCUCAUAGACCAGUACUUCAAAAACCACUGUUUGUACUUCCUGUCAUCCCCCAACAUCAGCCUGAGCAGCAGUGGCUAUGCAUCCAACAAAGAGAAGGAGAUGAUCACCAGUCUAUUCUAUAAGCUGGCAGCCCUUGUCAGACAUAGAAUAUCACUCUUUGGAAGUGACUCCACCACCAUGGUGAGCUGCUUGCACAUCCUGUCACGCUCACUGGACUUGAGGACUGUGAUGAAGUCUGGCUCAGAGCUGGUGAAGGCUGGUGUCAGGACGUUCUUCGAGAAUGCAGCAGAAGACCUGGAGAAGACUCUGGAGAACUUAAAGCUGGGGAAGUUGGGUCAGUCACGCACCCAGAUGAAGGGUGUUACCCACAUCAUCAGCUACACCUCAGCGGCCCUGCUGCCCAUCCUGACGGUUCUUUUUCAGCAUAUCACCCAACACCAGUUUGGAGCGGAGCUGCUUUUGGAUGACAUUCAGCUGUCCUGCUACCGCAUCCUGACCAGCCUCUACUCUUUGGGCACUGGCAAGAACAUCUAUGUGGAAAAACAGCUUCCAGUGCUGGGUGAAUGUUUAUCUAGUCUGGUUGGAGCCAUGCCUGUUGCAUUCCUGGAACCCCACCUAAAUAUGCACAAUCCCCAAUCUGUCUUCAACACCAAGACACCAAGAGAACGAGCUAUUUUGAGCAUGCCAGACACUGUGGAUGAGAUGUGUCCUGAGAUGCCGCAUCUGGACGGCCUGAUGAAGGACAUUGGUGACAUUUCGGAAUCCGGAGCACGCUACACAGAGAUGCCACAGGUCAUCGAGGUCAUCCUGCCCAUGUUGUGUAACUACCUGUCUUACUGGUGGGCAAAAGGCCCAGAAAGCUCCCCAGCUAAUUCCAAAUGCAGCACAACUGUCACAUCUGAGCAUCUCAGUCUAAUUCUGGGAAAUAUCCUUAAGAUUCUCAAUAACAACCUUGGCAUUGACAAUGCCCCGUGGAUGAAAAGACUUGCAGUAUACACCCAGCCUAUCAUUAGCAAGGCUAGCUCAGAUCUUCUUAGAACGCACUUCCUGCCGACACUGGAGAAACUGAAGAAGAAGACAGUGAAGAUAGUGGCUGAGGAGGAGCUGCUGAGGUCUGAAAGCAGGGCAGACACUCAGGAAGCUGAACUGCAGAUUCUGGAUGAGUUUGCUGUUCUCUGCAGGGAUCUGUAUGCCUUCUAUCCAAUGCUCAUUCGUUAUGUGGACAACAACAGAUCCAAAUGGCUGAAGAAACCAGAUUCAGAUUCAACUGAACUUUUCAAAAUGGUGUCAGAGAUUUUCAUCCUUUGGUGUAAAUCUCAUAACUUUAAAAGGGAAGAGCAAAAUUUUGUGGUGCAAAAUGAAAUUAACAACCUGGCAUUUCUUACUGGAGACAGCAAGACGAAGAUGUCAAAAUCUGGAGGUCAGGACCAAGAGAGAAGAGGAAAAAGGAGAAGAGGAGAGUUGUACUCCAUCCAGACUUCCCUUAUCGUAGCAGCUCACAAGAAGAUGUUGCCCAUUGGUCUGAACAUGUGCACUCCUGGAGACCAGGAACUCAUUUCCCUUGCCAAGAUCCGUUACAGUCUGAAAGACACAGAUGAUGAGGUUAAGGAUUACCUGAGAAAGAACCUCCAUCUUCAGGAGAAGUCAGCAGAUCCAGCAGUGCAGUGGCAGCUGAACCUCUACAAAGAUGUUGUGGUGAAGAAUGAGGGACCUCCAGACCCAGAGCAAAACGUGGAGAGAGUUCAGGCCAUCUCUGCUGCUGUCUACCACCUUGAUCAGAUUGAGCAGCCGCUGAGGAACAAGAAGAUGGUGUUUCAAAAGCUGCUGUCAAAGCAAAGAAAGCGUGCCGUGGUUGCCUGUUUCCGCAUGGCACCACUCUACAACUUACCAAGGCAUCGCUCAAUUAACCUCUACCUCAGUGGCUAUCAGAGACUUUGGAUAGAGACAGAGGAGUACUCCUUUGAGGAGAAGCUAGUGCAGGACCUGGCAGUAAGUACCGGGCGGGCAUCAGCGCUGCCCUGUGUGCUGUGUGUGCCCACUGGUGCCUUCUCGGCGGCCGAAUGCUCUGUGGCCAGCACCGUGCCCGCUAAGGUGCGGGAGCACGUCUCUGCCCGCCUCAUGUACUCAUCCUGGCCUGUGUUCAGCUCUGCUGGUUACGUGACACACUACCGACCGAGGCACAGCAGCCAAGGCAUGCAUGAGUUUCGGCUGAGCCUCAGUUCCCGCCAUCUCACUAGAAAAGCAGUCCGUUUCAGCGCAGCCGUGAAAACUCACAUGACUGUGGUAGAAGAAGAAGAGGAAGAAGAAGCUGAAGUUCAGCCAGACCCUCUUCAUCAGCUCAUCCUUCACUUCAGUCACAAUGCUCUGACAGAGAGAAGUUUCCUAGAAGAGGAUCCACUAUACAUUGCUUAUGCUGACAUGAUGGCAAAGAGCUGUGCCGAGAAUGAGGAAGAGGAAGAAGAGGGAAAAGAAAAAACGUUUGAGGAAAAAGAAAUGGAGAAGCAGAAGAUUCUUUACCAGCAGGCCAGACUUCACGCCCGAGGGGCUGCUGAGAUGGUGCUACAGAUGAUCAGUGCCAGUAAAGGCCGACUUGGUCCCAUGGUGACUGGCACCCUUAAACUGGGCAUUUCUAUCCUAAAUGGAGGCAACGUUCUUGUCCAGCAGAAAAUGCUGGAUUAUUUGAAGGAAAAACGAGAUGCAGGCUUUUUUAAAAGUUUAUCUGGACUAAUGAUGUCAUGCAGUGUGCUGGAUUUAAAUGCAUUUGAAAGGCAAAAUAAGGCAGAGAGUCUCGGAAUGGUGACUGAAGAGGGGUCAAUCAACAAGAGAGAGCGGGGUUCCAAAGUCCUACAAAAUGAUGACUUUACGAAGGAUCUAUUCAGGUUUUUGCAACUUCUGUGCGAGGGACACAAUAAUGAUUUCCAAAACUUCUUGCGGACACAGACCGGAAACACUACUACAGUCAACAUCAUCAUUAGCACUGUGGACUACUUGUUACGUCUACAGGAAUCUAUAAGUGAUUUUUACUGGUAUUACUCUGGGAAAGAUGUCAUGGACGAGGCUGGGCAACUUAACUUCUCCAAAGCUUUGGCAGUAGCCAAACAAAUCUUUAACUCACUCACUGAGUACAUUCAGGGCCCUUGUAUUGGGAAUCAGCAAAGUUUGGCACACAGCAGGUUGUGGGACGCAGUGGUCGGAUUCCUGCAUGUUUUUGCAAACAUGCAAAUGAAACUGUCACAGGAUUCUAGUCAAAUCGAGUUAUUGAAAGAGCUGAUGGAUUUGCAGAAAGAUAUGGUGGUCAUGAUGUUAUCUCUUCUGGAGGGUAAUGUGGUGAAUGGAACUAUCGGUAAACAGAUGGUUGACACAUUAGUGGAGUCCUCCAGCAAUGUGGAAAUGAUCCUCAAGUUCUUCGACAUGUUCCUCAAACUGAAGGACCUCACUACAUCUGAUAACUUCAAGGAGUACGACCCAGAUCACAAAGGCGUUAUAUCCAAGAAGGAGUUUCACAAGUCUAUGGAUAGCCAAAAGCAAUACACACAGUCUGAGAUCGAGUUUCUUCUCUCCUGUGUGGAGGCAGAUGAAAAUGACAUGUUCAACUACAAGGAGUUUGUGGAACGCUUCCAUGAACCAGCCAAGGACAUCGGCUUCAACGUGGCUGUGCUUCUUACUAACCUAUCAGAGCACAUGCCUCACGACUCACACCUGUCCACAUUUUUAGACCUUGCUGAAAGCGUUCUCAAUUACUUUGAGCCAUACCUUGGCCGUAUUGAGAUCAUGGGGGGUGGCAAGAGGAUUGAGAGGGUUUACUUUGAGAUCAGCGAGUCUAGCAGAACCCAAUGGGAAAAGCCUCAGGUCAAAGAGUCCAAACGGCAGUUCAUCUUUGAUGUGGUCAAUGAAGGUGGUGAGAGUGAGAAGAUGGAGUUAUUUGUGAACUUCUGUGAGGACACCAUCUUUGAGAUGCAGUUGGCCUCUCAGAUCUCUGAGCCAGAUGCAGCAGAACGACCUGAGGAGGAGGAUGACGAGGAGUUGCACAGUCUGCUUGAAGGCUUGUCUGAGGAGGAAGAUGUCGAGUCGGCCUCGGCCUUCAUAGCGGCCUGCACCUCUGUGAAGAAGAGCAUGUCCGAUUUCCGUAAAAUGUUGACGUUUAAGAGUAUGAGGAAACAGUUUAAGAAAUUCAGGAAACUGACCAUCAGGGAAAUGAUCACAGGGUUCUUCUCCUUCUUCUGGAUGCUCUUCACCGGGUUCUUCAAAGGCAUUUUCAGCAUCAUCUUCGGGUUCUUCCAUAUUAUUUGGUCCUCCAUGUUUGGAGGGGGUUUCGUGGAGGGUGCUAAAAACAUGAAAGUGACAGAUAUCUUGGGUAACAUGCCUGAUCCAACACAGUUUGGGAUACAUGGUGAUGUACUGGAAGUAGAAAAAUCCGAGAGCAGUGAGUUGGUGGUGUCGGCAGAUAUGGUGCAGAUGACUGGUGCUGCUGCUGAGAAGCUGGAGGCAGAUAUGAUCAUGGAUCUACUUAAUCCAGCUGUGAAGAAGGAGGGGAAGCAUGGGGCGGAACCUGGUCUGGGUGAUGUCUGUGAAGUCCUGACAGAGUCUAGCACCCCUGUUGAGAAAAAGAAGAGCCAGAAAGUAGCAGCAGAGAAGCCAGAAUCCGAACCAGAGAAAGCUGACACUGAGAAUCAGGAGAAAGAAGACAAGGCUAAAGAGGAAACACCUGAGGAACCAGCAGCAGCGAAAGCAGCUCCAAGAGCCAAACGUGGCUCACCAAAGGAAGACUCUCCAGCAUUCAUGGCCAGCUUCUUUGCAGGGCUUGAAGUCUACAAAACCAAAAUGCUGAACUACCUGGCUCGUAAUUUCUACAACCUUCGCCUUCUGGCUCUGUUUGUGGCCUUUGCCAUCAACUUCAUCCUGCUCUUCUACAAGGUGACUGGAGAAUUCGAUGAUGAGGAAGAGGGAUCCUGGGGUGGUGAAGAGGAGGAAGGUGAUGAAGAUGAUGAAGGAAUGGAAUACUUCAUUCUUCAGGAGAGCACUGGCUACAUGGCACCCACAUUGACGUUCUUGGCUGUACUACACACGAUCAUCUCCUUACUCUGUGUCGUUGGAUAUUACUGCCUUAAGGUUCCUUUAGUCGUGUUCAAGAGGGAGAAGGAGAUCGCUAGGACGCUUGAGUUUGAUGGUUUGUAUAUUACAGAGCAGCCGUCUGAUGAUGACAUCAAAGGACAGUGGGAUCGUUUGGUCAUUGCAACUCCGUCCUUCCCUAACAAUUACUGGGACAAAUUUGUUAAGAGGAAGGUCAUCAAUAAAUAUGGUGACUUGUACGGGGCUGAACGCAUAGCUGAACUCCUGGGUCUGGAUAAGAGUGCUCUGGACUUUGAUCCCACUGAAGAAGCUGUGGUAAAGGAAGCCUCCCUGGUGUCCUGGUUGAGCUCAAUUGAUACCAAGUACCACAUCUGGAAAAUGGGGGUGGUGCUGACGGACAACUCUUACCUCUACCUGAUCUGGUACACCACCAUGUCUAUUUUGGGACAUUACAAUAACUUCUUCUUUGCCGCUCAUUUGCUGGACAUUGCCAUGGGCUUCAAGACCUUGAGGACCAUCCUCUCUUCUGUGACCCACAAUGGCAAACAGCUGGUGUUGACCGUGGGGCUCCUGGCGGUCGUGGUCUACCUGUACACAGUGGUGGCUUUUAACUUCUUCCGCAAGUUCUACAACAAGAGCGAGGAUGAGGAUGCGCCUGACAUGAAGUGUGAUGAUAUGAUGACUUGCUACCUGUUCCACAUGUACGUGGGUGUGAGAGCUGGCGGUGGCAUCGGUGAUGAAAUCGUGGACCCGGCCGGUGACCCAUACGAGCUCUACCGCAUUCUGUUUGACAUCACCUUCUUCUUCUUCGUUAUCGUCAUUCUGCUGGCCAUCAUUCAGGGUUUGAUCAUUGAUGCCUUCGGUGAGUUGAGAGACCAGCAGGAGCAGGUGAAAGAGGACAUGGAGACAAAAUGCUUCAUCUGUGGAAUUGGAAAUGACUACUUCGACACAACCCCGCAUGGCUUUGAGACCCAUACCUUACAAGAGCACAAUCUGGCCAACUAUUUAUUCUUUCUGAUGUAUCUUAUCAACAAAGACGAGACUGAAUACACUGGUCAGGAAUCGUAUGUUUGGAAGAUGUAUCAGGAGAGGUGCUGGGAUUUCUUCCCUGCUGGAGACUGUUUCCGGAAGCAAUACGAGGACCAGCUGGGCUAGAGGACACGUUGUCCUCAGUCCUAAUAUGAGAGAAACCACACACCCUAUAUGAGCUCCUAAUAUCCACACAGAUUUUAGGACUUUGUACAGGUUGGACACAACAUCCUCAACUAGCUCUCAUCAUAGGCUGCUCAAUAAUUCAUCCAAUCAGAAAAACCUCAAUCGUUUCUACACCAGAAAUGACAGUGACAUACUGAGAACUCAUUGUGAUCAAGCCAAAAAUGUGAACUCAAGUGCAAAAAAAAAAAGAAAAAAAAAAGAAAAAGGAAGAAAAAAAACGUAGCACACAUUGCCAAAUUAAGACACAAAGCCAUGUUUGAUUUAAAAAAAACACAUGGGAAAUAGCCUCAUUUGCUUAACUCACAAAUGCACACAAACUUGUGAGAUGAGAUGUUAACAUAUGUACGUUUUUGAUGUUGAAUGAAUGUCUACACAAAUAUGCACAAGAAUACCUUCUUAGUAUUCAAUGAGUGCCAAACACAAUUUAU